AUGAAACAGAGAGGGAAAAGGGCGAAAUCAGCUCUUGUGAAGCCAGAAUCGAAUCUUCCAAAUGUGAAGGAGCUAAUAUACAAGAAGGUUUAUGCAAAGAUAGAGAAACAAAGUAUUCCUCUGACAGAUAAUAACAUUAUUGAACAGACAUUGGGGAAAUAUGGGAUGGUUUGCAUUGAAGAUUUAGUACAUGAAAUUGCCAAUGUUGGUCCACAUUUUAAGGAGGUGAUCAAGUUUUUGGGGCCUUUUCUACUAAGCAAACCAGGAGGAUUUCUGGGGAAGAAACAACGAUUCAAGGAUGGUGGAGAGUCUGGAGAUCGUGAGGAUCAAAUCAAUGAUUUAAUCAGUAAGAUGAAUUAG
Messenger RNA from Pistacia vera, 360 nucleotides. RefSeq names its product 60S ribosomal protein L7-3-like. Gene Ontology annotation, biological process: maturation of LSU-rRNA from tricistronic rRNA transcript (SSU-rRNA, 5.8S rRNA, LSU-rRNA). The transcript has 2 exons. The record is from RefSeq and is a predicted model, not a curated record. Gene Ontology annotation, molecular function: RNA binding; structural constituent of ribosome. NCBI's taxonomy places the organism in Eukaryota, Viridiplantae, Streptophyta, Magnoliopsida, Sapindales, Anacardiaceae. Bases 1 to 360 code for a protein of 119 amino acids. Gene Ontology annotation, cellular component: cytosolic large ribosomal subunit.